Messenger RNA from Platichthys flesus (European flounder), 1669 nucleotides. RefSeq names its product polyisoprenoid diphosphate/phosphate phosphohydrolase PLPP6-like. The record is from RefSeq and is a predicted model, not a curated record. The coding region runs from base 493 to 1254 and encodes 253 amino acids. NCBI's taxonomy places the organism in Eukaryota, Metazoa, Chordata, Actinopteri, Pleuronectiformes, Pleuronectidae. Gene Ontology annotation, molecular function: sphingosine-1-phosphate phosphatase activity. The transcript has 2 exons.
GUUAGCGUGGAGGUGCGCGUGUGUUCAGCAGCUGCUCUGAUGAUAUCAAGAGAGAUGAGGAAGAGGCGGGGAAACUUUCCUGCCAACAGCUUCUCUAUUUACAGAAGCACCGGUUCAAUGGGGAUGGAUAUAACGCACCACAUCCAAGUUUUACCAAAGCGCCUUUUACGCACCGGCGCACAUUUACGCACAUGCCUAAUUUCCAACCAUGAACUUGAAUUUAUUGGUAAAGAUGCAACAUUGACACUUUUCUCCACCUGCAUAUGUUUUUUAUAAUUUCAGCAUCAUCAACUUUUAAUUCAUGGUUAUAGGAAGGAUAAUGCAGCCACGUGACGACAGUGGUCCAGUUCUGACCCGGUCACAUUACACCUCCUGACUGUCCAGUUUGCCGGAUGUUUUUUCAUGUGAGCAGCAGGAUUAAAGUAUUUACUGGCCACAGGUGCUCUCUGAAGAAGGGCGGAUACAUUUGAGAGGACGCGCCAUCAAACCAAAAUGUCCUCACCGACGUCCAGACGGAACAGUUGCCGUGGGAGCCGCCGGGGCUCCAGCUGGUCUUACGUUUACCCUGGCGCUCCAACAGAGGACUCCGCCGUCAGUUUAAGUCAGCCGAUGUUCGCCAUAACGCUGCGUUUUUUGCUGGCAAUAGAUCUGUGGCUGUCCAAGCGGCUCGGCGUGUGCUUCUGCGAGGAGUCCCCGUGGGGCAGCAUACGGCCCCUGGUGCGCCUGCUGGAGUUCUCUGGACAUGUCGUCCCGUGGCUCAUCGGCACCCUGUACACUCUGCUCCGUGGAGAGACGGCGGCAGAGCAGGAGAUCAUGCUGAACUUGGCCCUGGCUCUGUUGUUGGACCUGCUGCUGGUCAGAGUUGUGAAGACUCUGGUGAGACGUCGACGGCCCGCACAGAACCGCUCUGACUUCCUCUCCACCUUCUUCGUGGAGCGUUACUCGUUCCCCUCAGGCCAUGCAACGCGGGCGGCAAUGUGUGCUCGGUUCUUCCUGGCCCAGCUGGUGGACACAGCCUCCAUGCGGGUGCUGGUUGUGGGCUGGGCCUUCCUGGUGAGCCUGUCCCGGCUGCUGCUCGCCAGACACUAUGUGACCGAUGUGGGCUUUGGCUUGGCCAUGGGUUACUGCCAGUACAGCUUGGUAGAGAGGCUGUGGGUGAGCUGGGACUGCCUUCAGGACGUGCUGCUCAUGCGACUGCGAGAGGGACUCAACAGGGCUUAUGGUGGUCUCUGGAUGGCAGCUUGGACACAUUAGAUUUGGUGGAGCUGUGUGGUGUUUCAACUUAUAUAUAGAGGAUGUGUAAGCACGAGUCUGUGUAAAUGAAAAUCUGAAUUGAAUUGUAUCAAAAUGACUCCAGUAUUUCUGUGUUUUUUAUUGUGUAUUUUCUGAAGAAUUAGGUGGAAAUAUAGAAAUUGAUGGUGUGGGCUGUCACUGGCAAGUUGUUCAUGCCCUAUUGUUUGCACCUCAAACCUGGUGACCUUAUAACAGCCUGACACCAAGGCUAACUUUAACUUAACCCUUACUUAAACAUUAAAAUCAAACUAAAAUCAGUUUUAAGUGUAGUUGUCUGUCUAACUGAGACAGCGUGUGAGUUUCAGGAUGAGUGGUGUAACUGUCGUGUGUACCUGCUUCAUGGCGGGUGUGUGGUUUUGUUCUCAGCGACAACACA